AUGGCCACAUCGCCACCUCCAGAUUUUCGUAGUUUACCGUUCUUCGCCACGACGAUCGCAAGCGCCAAAUACUCUCUCACUUCCCUGUUAAAGGGUAGACCCUAUCGACAGGCCAUCGCAAACGCCACCCGCUCUUUCUCCAGCGGAAGUCCUCUCUGGGGACAGCUGGACGCUAAACGUAUCAUUGUCACUGGUGGUUCUCAGGGCAUUGGCGAGAGCGUCGUCCGCGCCUAUGCUGCCGAGGGUGCUACCGUCGUCUCCAUGGACGUCAAAGACGCAGUAGGCAUCAAGGUCGCCGAAGAGUCCACCGCUGCUGGGCCAGGCACGGUCACGUACAAGACGCUGGACAUUACCAGCAAGAGCGCAGUCACUUCUGCCUUUGCUGCCGCAGCAGAGGAACUUGGGGGCCUUGAUGUUCUUGUCCAUGUCGCCGGCAUCCACAAGCAUGCUCCUUCCGACGAUUCGCCCGAGGACUUUAUUGAGCUGAUCACCAAGAUCAAUAUCUGGGGAACCCUCUUCACCAACGCGGCGGCCUACCAACUCAUGAAGAAGGGUGGCCAGGGCGGCGCUAUCAUCAACUUCGGCUCUGAGGCCGGCCUUACAUCGGAAGUGUCGAAUGCAUACUAUGGCAUGACCAAAGGCGCUGUACACACCUGGACACGUAGUGUGGCCAGGGAAUGGAGGCCCGCUGGCGUGGGAGUCAAUGCCGUUUUGCCGUAUGUAGCCACGCCCAUGUACUACGGCUUUCGCGAUGCGUUGAGCCCGGAGCAAUUGAAAGAGCACAUGAAAUUGCUCAAGGAGCAGUUUCCGUUGGGUGGAAACUUGGGCGACCCGGCAAAGGACUUGGUUCCUGUUAUGGUCUUCUUGGCUAGCGAUGCAUCCCAUUGGAUGACUGGGCAACUGUUCCCCGUUGAUGGUGGUUUUAUUGCUCUCCGCUAG
Molecule: messenger RNA, 939 nt
Organism: Grosmannia clavigera kw1407
Lineage: Eukaryota; Fungi; Ascomycota; Sordariomycetes; Ophiostomatales; Ophiostomataceae
Product: sorbitol dehydrogenase
Exons: 2
Coding region: 1-939 (312 amino acids)
Molecular function (GO): oxidoreductase activity, acting on the CH-OH group of donors, NAD or NADP as acceptor
Source: RefSeq, a predicted model, not a curated record